This is a messenger RNA of Cyphomyrmex costatus, 1424 nucleotides long. RefSeq lists its product as uncharacterized. Bases 11 to 1324 code for a protein of 437 amino acids. The record is from RefSeq and is a predicted model, not a curated record. Lineage: Eukaryota; Metazoa; Arthropoda; Insecta; Hymenoptera; Formicidae. The transcript has a single exon.
AGUAGGUACGAUGGCGGAGAUAAAGACAUGCUCCGUGUUACCGAUGUCUCCGCAGACUCGUCGGGAAACGUCUCUUUUGACCGAUUGUGACAUUACUAAAAUAUUGGAACGCAAAUUCGGUAGUACUAACUUCCGGCUUGUCGAUUGGCGGUUGGAGCCCUUUAACAAAACGGAAGGUUUCCUCGGCCAAUAUUAUCAUCUUUGUAUCACGGCGCAACUCGAUGGCGAGACGCAAAGUUUGCAGUUCUUCGCCAAAACUCCACCGCCGCCUCAUAGCCCGCAGUUCGAAUUCCUGCAACGGUUUGACACGUUCAACAAAGAGAUCACCUUUUACACGGAUCUAGUGCGACGGAUGGGUGCGAGUGGAUCUCCAAAGUGGAUAGUAGAGUGUUACUUUUGGAAACGGAACGUCAUCAUCGUUCUAGAGGAUGCGACGAUCGAUGGUUAUGCUACGCUGAACAAACACGUACCGUACGACAAAGAACAUUGCGUUUGGGUACUGAGAACUCUUUCGAGGCUCCACUCGAGGUCUCUGCUACUGGACGAGAGACUUCGUCGGGAGAGCGGUCAGACCAUCGUCGAUCUUUACGGACAACUGCUGAACGACGUGCUCUUUGUCGAGGGGGACGAUAAAUCGGAAAAGGCCGCUAUGUCCGGUCUCACGGGUAUCUGUGCUAUGAUCGAUCUCAUUGAAGAAUUCGAUGAUAAAGAGAAGAUCGCUGUUAAGCGCAAAAUUACUGAAUGGGUUAAAAAAAUUCCACGGUUAUUGGCACCAUCGAAGGAACAUAGAAAUGUCAUUUGUCAUCGCGACGUUUGGGCGACCAAUAUAAUGUUCCGACACGACCUGGCCGGUAAUAUAAACGGUUGUUGUCUAAUAGAUUGGCAAUUUUUUUGUUACUCUCCUCCGGCUAUCGACUUUGCGUGCUGUCUGUAUCUAACCACUGAUCGAAGUACCAGAGAUCGUCAUUUCGAUUUCUUCGCUAGGACUUAUUACGAUUCAUUGGUUCAGAGUUUAGCGGAAGGAGGUCUCGAUGUGGAGAAUUAUCUCUCCUGGACGGCAUUUGAGAAAAGUUACACAGAGGCACGAAACGCAGCACUUAUUCUUGCUUCACUCAAUUUGCAAGUAAUGUUAAUAGACAAUGAAUCAAUCGCGAUUUAUUUCUGCAAUUCGACUUUCGAAAAACUUGAAGAAAUGUUGUACGGGGAUAAACGAGCGGACCUCGUACACCAUCAGUGCGAGAAGAAGCCGACGUAUAAGAUGCGCUGCUUGGAGAUUAUACAUGAAAUCAAAGAACGUCUGCCGGAACAUCCACCGAAUCUGUAAUUUUCGUAUCUGUUUUAAGAUAAGGUCUAAUUAUAGAAGUGUGUAUUGGUGUCUUCUUCACAAUAAAAUUCAUUAUAUGAUUAAAGAUUGAAAUCCUGCC